Messenger RNA from Cyclospora cayetanensis, 1266 nucleotides. Its product is annotated as trehalase. The transcript has 10 exons. Gene Ontology annotation, biological process: trehalose catabolic process. Lineage: Eukaryota; Apicomplexa; Conoidasida; Eucoccidiorida; Eimeriidae. Gene Ontology annotation, molecular function: alpha,alpha-trehalase activity. The coding region runs from base 1 to 1266 and encodes 421 amino acids. The record is from RefSeq and is a predicted model, not a curated record.
AUGAAGAAUGCAGACGUGCCUUCGGUUUCUGAUGCGGAGGAAGGCGGCACUGCUUCGCUAGACCAGUUUGUUAGGCAUGAUGGACCAGUUUUCCGUGGUAAUUAUAAAAUGAAUUUAGCACCUUGUUGUGCGCCUAUCCGUUUUCCACGGGAAGAAAGCCUGCGCUCACUGUACGGGAGUUUUGAUUCGAAGGACUUAGCAGACCUUUGCAUGCGCUUGCCGAUAAGGGACGUUCUCACUCAAUUCUCCAACCUCCCCCCCAAUGCACCUAAAGAAAAACUUGAAGCACUCGCUAGAGACUGCUUUUAUGACGGCUUUCCGGAUGUCGUUGAAUGGGUUCCCCCUGAUAUCCCCAAAUCGACGCUCAGCUGGUUGAAGAACAGCCGCCAGGAUGCCGCCCAUCAGGCAACAGAGCUUAGGGGUAACAUUCCACAAAUCGAGCAAACAUGCAAGGAAGAAUUUUUGGGCAAUAUGCUGGCUCUGUGGGCCGCCUUGGGAAGAAAGACGGAGUGUACAUACACCCCUGCAGUGCUGAAUUCGAGGGAAGAACAACCACAAACGGAGCAGCCGCAACGGCAGCCGAUUAUAUCCUCUCUGAUCCCCUUGCCUUUCGGCUUCAUAAUCCCUGGAGGGAGAUUCAGAGAGAUGUACUAUUGGGACUCGUACUGGACGAUCCGAGGCCUCUUGUACAGUGGAAUGCGCACCACUGCUCGAGGGAUGAUCCUGAAUUUCUCAGACUUGAUCAAAAGGUUUGGAUUCAUCCCCAAUGGCACGCGUUCUUACUAUCUAACACGAAGUCAGCCUCCAGUGUUCAGCAUGAUGAUCGCCGCUUACUACUCCUUUACUGGAGACACUCAGUUCAUAAGAGAGACGUAUUCGGACAUGGAGCAAGAAUACUUGUACUGGAUAGAGGAUCCCAACAGAAAGCUCUGCGGCGUUGAGGGCAGCACCCUGUGCUUGAGUCGUUACUUGGGACAUAUAGCGCUGCCUCGCACGGAGUCUUGGCUAUGCGACGUGAAGGCAGCCUCUCAUAUAGAUCAAGAAGACACGUCGGCGUCCAUAUCACGCUUGUUUAGGAGCAUCAGAGCGGCAGCUGAGUCGGGCUGGGACUUCUCCUCGCGUUGGGUUUCUGACUCCGCUGACUUAGCGGACGGCGGUGUGAUGGAGCAGCUGAACACUGAAGCCUUUAUACCUGUGGAUCUGAACAGGCCCCCCGGGGAACGGACGGAGGGUGAGAGACACGUAGGCGAGUGUUUAGAAGGAUAG